AUGUUCGCUUAUGCUUUUCCGGUCUAUUUUCUUCCGCUGUUUCAGGCUGGCGGUAAAGCAGGCAAGGACUCGGGCAAGGCGAAAGCAAAGGCAGUGUCGCGCUCCGCAAGGGCUGGUUUGCAGUUCCCAGUUGGACGUAUCCAUCGCCACCUGAAGAACCGAACGACAAGCCAUGGACGCGUCGGUGCUACUGCUGCCGUAUAUUCGGCCGCUAUUCUAGAAUACCUUACAGCUGAGGUUCUAGAGUUGGCUGGUAACGCUUCCAAAGAUCUCAAAGUAAAACGAAUCACCCCAAGGCAUCUCCAGCUGGCAAUUCGAGGUGACGAAGAACUCGACAGUUUGAUCAAAGCGACGAUUGCCGGUGGCGGUGUUAUUCCUCACAUUCACAAAUCGCUGAUCGGCAAGAAGGGUGGACCCGAAUAA
Molecule: messenger RNA, 423 nt
Organism: Anopheles maculipalpis
Lineage: Eukaryota; Metazoa; Arthropoda; Insecta; Diptera; Culicidae
Gene: His2Av
Product: histone H2A.V
Exons: 3
Coding region: 1-423 (140 amino acids)
Cellular component (GO): nucleosome
Molecular function (GO): protein heterodimerization activity; DNA binding; structural constituent of chromatin
Source: RefSeq, a predicted model, not a curated record